Pecten maximus is the source of this 5633-nucleotide messenger RNA. RefSeq lists its product as uncharacterized. The record is from RefSeq and is a predicted model, not a curated record. The coding region runs from base 283 to 1452 and encodes 389 amino acids. NCBI's taxonomy places the organism in Eukaryota, Metazoa, Mollusca, Bivalvia, Pectinida, Pectinidae. The transcript is spliced from 5 exons.
GCCUACGCCGGCGCAGGCUAUUAUAAAGUUAGACAGCUGGUCUGUUACAAAAUUUCCUCACCCGAACGUUUAAACCACACAAAGACCCCCGUAACUCAGCCAAAUAUUCUCGAUUUGGCUCUGUUCCCUUCACUCACGUUCCAGUUGAUCUGGCAAGGACUCGCGAAGACUUGCCCAUAAUGUAUCCGACCUGACCAUUGUCCAGUGGCGGUGUCAGUAGUGUCCGGAAUGUUAACUGGUCAGUGAUCUAAACCCUUGUCAAUCUGGAAAUAUGGAUUUGGGAUGAUGUGCUUCACUAUUGUUUUCAGUCGACUAGUAACAGUAUUACUUCUCCUCGUCUACCCCAGUCACUGCCAAGACGGACGCAUUUUCGAGUGUACAGACGAAAAUGUUAACGACAGCAAGAAAACCUUACACGUGCGGUGCUCAGAUGACAAGGUGAUCCGGAUUAAUGAAGCUAUAUACGGUUUAAACCAGCUCAAGUACUGUAUGUACACUGUUGGUGAUUGUAUAGAGAACAUCGACUUAGACGACGAAUGCUGUGGACGUCAAGAGUGUGACGUCACCAUAUGGAGGGUGUUCUCUGCCAAGUGUGGACACUACGUCUCAUUCUUUAGACUUAUAUACGAUUGUAUUCCAGCCUAUAAAUCGGACUGUGUGGUAUACGUCGAUCCGGGUGACCUUGGUACAGACCCACUACAGACGGAUACAUUACCCAACACCACACAGACUAACAUGCAUCCCUCUGUAACGGCGUACACUGAUCCCUCACGCCCAAAGAAAGAAGUGACGCUCCCAGAAAACGAAGACAGAGAAGAUCUCACCAUCAUCAUUGGAUCCGCUGCUCUGGUCGCGCUAUUGCUCGCAGCCAUACUAACUGUCAUCUUUAUGCUGAGAAAAUAUCAAUGGCAAAGCGAAAAACAGUGUUUCCUAUCCAUGUUUGUUGGAAUGUGCACACGGCAACCCCCAGAUGGAUGCGAGGACCCGGAUGACACUAUACAACAAAUGUCGCAUCCAGGUCAUUCUAUGUCGGUAGACCCUGCUACAAUUGACAGAGAGGCUAACAACAACCAGGAUAAUGAGAACAUUCCGCAAACAGUGUUAACUUUAGAAAGUGAUGCACCAGAUGACAUUCAAAAUAAAGAAAAUACACCGGAAGUGACGCAAGAUUUUACUCCACAAAGCAAACGAAAGCGGAAACGAAACGAACCAAGUCCAGAUAUUAAAAUAGCGUAUGAUUCAACGCUCAGAGAAUCACCUGUAUUAGAUGAGCACAUGUCCCUCUACAAUCGGAACAUAUUAUUCAGUAACAAGUCGAGUGAUAAAAAAGUCGUAGUAAAAGACAAAGAAAAUACGCGACAUCUUAAACAAGCUAUAAUUCAAAAGGCAAAGAUUAACCACCCACCGCCCUCCCCUGGUCUCACUGAGGAAACUGGGACGACUGCGGUGUAGAUUUCUUACCGUCUUACUAUCUAAUGCGUAAUUGUAUCAUUUGAAUGCAAAAAAGUAGAAAGAAUAUAUCGAUUUCCACAUGAGUGAAUGUGGCUUGCCAUUUAACUGAGGCGAUAUUUAUUAAAUUAGAUUUUUUGUACGAAUUUCUUCGCAAGGUGACAAAAUCUUAUUUUAACAUUGUUUACACUUACUAUUACCAAUGUAGAAACAAAUCAUCAAUAAUGAAUUGUAGUAUACAGCAAAUUAUAGUCAUUUGGUAUUCUUGGUAUUCAAUGUUCACAAUUUUAUAAUACAAUGAUAUAGUGUAUAUCUAUAAGCACGUUAAAAGAAGACACAUAUUAUCCAAAUUAUCAUUCAUUAACAUUCAUACUGUCGAUAUUCAGUUCUCAUAUUCAUUAUGUACACAUACUCAUUGUACAUACUUCAUUGUCAAAUAGAGUGGGGUACGUAAUUUCGUAAUCUAAAUACAUUUCCAUCAAAUUAAUUUCAAAUCGAGAAAGAAUAUUAUACUAAUAUGUUAUUAGUUAUUCUUUAGUGGGUUUGUAUUCAGUUUUGAUUAUAAUCUGAUCAAAUGAUAUUUUUCCUAAAUAUUUGCAAAUUCACAUCCAAAUCAACAACUGGGAUUAUUUUGAAUAAAAUAUAUAAUCAUUCGGUAUCCAUUUUAUCGGAAAGAGAGUCGUAUCAGUUAAAUUUCAGAACGAACUUAAUCUGAAAAGAGGUAUUUAGAAUGGCAAACGUUCCACUAAAGUUUGGCAUUAGUCAACAUAUAAACAAAAAGCACAGUCCUCGACCACUUGGAGGGAAAACGCAAACUAUCAUCAGGUGUGCGAAUUUACGUACUGUGCGAAAUUACGUACCCUUGCUCUAUACAUGUAUAUAUUAAUUACCAUAUAUAUUCAUUUUCAUUAAAUUCAUGGAAUAAUUCAUUCUUGUAAAUAUCAUUAUGUUCAAUAUGUAUAUUCAAUCAUAAAGUGGUAUACACAAUUUUGUAUGAAUUAAUAAGGAAAACUAUACUUGCAUUGUAACUUUCAUCAUCUGUAUUCUUUCUUUUCUUAACGCAGUGUUAUCUGCUCUUGUGAGCAGGCAUUGGUUGUUACGUGAUUUGAUUGCGAGAGUAACGUCAUAGGUGUUGGAGAAAACGACGCAAUUUCUUUGCGAAAACCAAUGACGUAGCAAGAGCAGAUAACUCUGUAUUACGAAAAGACGAAAUACCUCAUCCUUAUUUACAUGGUUUACUAAGAUAUUGUCUAGUUUUACUAUAUUCAUACAAAAAUGAAUUUAAGGAUGUAUAACAUUCAUUAUUUGAGCAAAAUUUUUGAAAUAUAUUAAUAUAAAAUGAUAUUUAGUGUAUUCACAGCAACUGAACAGCCAUAUAUCUUAAUUAUCAAAAGUUGUAUCUGUAAGACAUUUAACAAUUAUAUACCGUAUUCAUUUAACCAAAAACUGUCGCAUGUAUGUGUAUCAUAGGCAUACAACGCACAAAUGCACACGAAUUCCUCUGCCAUACCAUGUACCCAAACACUUAUGAUAUAUUAUAUCGUUAUACGCAUAUUCUAUUGAUUCUUCGUGCGUCAUUGUAUUACACAUUAUAUCCAACUAUAUCAUGAUUCACAUAUCUGUUUAAUAUAUCCAUUCAGCGCAUGCAAUCUUAUUCCUGCACCAUACCCAUAUAUCCAUCUAUAGCAUGUAUAUUUCUAUUACAUUCAUUUGACUCACAUCAUACCAUGUAUUAACGUAUACAACUAUAGCAUGUAUGCAUAAAAUUAUAUUGAAGUCAUCUAGCUCACACCAACCUAUCGCAUUCCUGUAUCAUACCGUAUUUCCAACUAUAACAUGUAUACAUAUAUUACAUUCAUUUAACGCACAUCGUACCUUGUAUUAACGUAUCCAACUAUAGCAUGUAUGCAUAUAUAAAGUCAUUCAUCGCCUACCAGUCUAUAGCAUUUCUGUAUCAUACCCGUAAUUCCAACUAUAGCAUGUAUAAUUAUAUUAGUCAUUUAGCGCACGCCAUUCUAUCGCAUUCCUGUACCAUACCCAUAUAUCCAUCUAUAGCAUGUGAUUUAUAUUACAUUCAUUUAACGCACAUCAUACCAUGUAUUAACGUAUCCAACUAUAGCAUGUAUAUUUAUAUUACAGUCACUUAGCGCACACCAUUCUAUAGCAUUUCUGUACCAUACCCAUAUAUCCAACUAUAACAUGUAUACAUAUAUUACAUUCAUUUAACGCAAAACAUACCUUGUAUUAACGUAUCCAACUAUAGCAUGUAUACAUAUCUAAAGUCAUUCAGCGCCUACCAGUCUAUAGUAUUCAUAUAUCAUAUCCAUAUAUCCAACUAUAGCAUGUAUAUUUAUAUUGGUCAUUUAGCGCACACCAUUCUAUUGUAUUCCUGUACCUUACCCAUAUAUCCAUCUAUAACACGUAUACAAAUAUUACAUUCAUUUAACGCACAUCAUACCUUGUAUUAACGUAUCCAACUAUAGAAUGUAUGCACAUAUUAAAGUCAUUUAACGCACACCAUUCUAUAGCAUUCCUGUACCAUACCCAUACAUCCAACUAUAGCAUGGAUAUCUAUAUUACAGUCAUCUAGCGCCUACCAGUCUAUCGCAUUCCGUUGCCAUACCCAUAUAUCUAACUAUAGCAUGUAUAUAUUUAUUUCAUUCAUUCCAGUACUAUACUCAUUUGUCCAAAUGCAUCAUAUUAAUUUGUUUAUCAUAUUAAUUCAUUGCAGGACAUACACUCCUGUUCGUCACACUUCUGUCCAAAUAUCAUGCAUGUGCCCUUGUUAGUCAUCCAGAGUUAAUAUUUCACUCGUGUAGUCAUAUCAUAUACAUGUUUAUGUAACUGUUGUCCACAAAAUACAAAUCAUAUUCUAUAUCCAUAUAUCGAGCUAACAUGUACUGCUUAUCAUAUUCAUUCGGGGAAAAAAUACACUCAUAUUCCACUUUUAUACUUGAAGAUGAAUAUGAAUCUAAUUGUAUAAUUAUAUUGCAUUUAUAUUCAUUCCGCAUAUUAUGUAUUACAUUCAUUAUACACGUGCAGUCAAAUUUUCUUUACGUCCUUAUUCCACUACAUCACAUUCCUGCCACAUUCAUUCUGUGCAUGUUACAUUCAAAUAUUGGAUAAACACAAUUCAUUUCACGAUAUAAUACAUAAACAUCACAAUGCUUUUGCUUCAAUCUGCUCAUCUAUACCUAUACAUUCUAUAAGCACGGAUUAUAUAAAUGUGUAAAUACGCUAUUUUCUUCAACCAGCAUAAUCAUUGUUUUAUUUGUCAUGUAUAGAGUUCUAUUAUAUAUAUCAAUUGAGGGCAUUUUUUUCAAUAGGAAUAUAGCACGGAGUUUAAAUGCAAAUUUAAACAUGCGAGAUUUUGAAAUUAUUCAUACAUAUAAGUCUAUUCGACCUCCAGAACUUAUUUCUAUGGUACCACACGUCUUGCAUAGUUGCAAAUGUACUUACUGAUUUCACAUAUUUAUCAUAUUAGAGCAUAUAAUCUGAUGCUAUUAUCUUAUAUACUAUUUAAUUAGUUUAUACCUAUCUGUCACAUGAAUGAAUGUGACAUUUAGUAGUCCUGUCUCCCCUGUUGAAUCAGCUGGUGCUCAAUGUUUGUAUUUGUUUAUGCCUCUUCACGGAUCAUACUAAAUCUGUCUUUAUUUAUUCAUUUUUAUUUACACUCAAUAUAAUCAUAUACAAUAUUCCUCAUAUUCUGCAUAUCAUGUAUAUAUCUCAAAAUAUACUUACAUGACAUCAGGUCAUUCAUGUAUGUACGAAUCACAUGGUUACAGCCCAUACCAAAGGCUUCAGGGAAACGCAAUUGUAUUCAGCGCAUGUAGAUUGCUCAACAGAAAUGCGAAUAAGAAAUUCAUUGGAGAUCUUUUAUUUAUCCCGUGAUUAUUAUUUGUUUUAUAAUUUUAAUCAAUAGAAGAUAAAUGAUAUCAGGGAAUUAAAUGUUCCUAUGUCAGCACAACAUCAAGAGCAUAAUAGUAUCUCAUCAAAGCUGCAACUCUAAAACUCAAAAUCGAUGAACCAUAGGAAUAUCAUGAUGUCACCAGAUAUAAAAAUGACACUUCCUUUUUCAAAUCAAUUUGUUGGUGUCAGUGUUACUACAUUGUAGAUGAUAUGCUCAUAUCGACUUAAUCAAAGUGCUCUUGCAGUGAAAUAAAGUACUUAUUCAGGUUACAAUU